AUGUCUCCUCAAACAGGACCUGCUGCUGAAUUUGUACGUCCACUUGAAAAUAUUGAAGUAACAGAAAAUAAUGAAGCUAUUUUUGAAUGUCAAUUAUCAAAGGAAGAUGCUCAAGUUGAAUGGUGGUUUCGUGGAACGCCAAUUGUUUCAUCACAACAUCAUUUAAUUGCAUCACGUGGCUAUGUUCGUCAAUUGAUUAUACCAAAAGUUGCUAUGAAUGAUGAAGGUGAAUAUUCAAUACGUGUUGAUAAUAAAAAUACAUCAACUGCACAAUUAUUUGUCAAAGAACAACCGAUUAUAUUUCGUCGUCCUCUACGUUCACAAAUUGUUGAAGAAAGUUCUUUAACAGUAUCUAAUAAUGCUGUUUUUGAAUGUGAACUUAAUAAACCAUUAAAACAAAUGUUAUGGUUUAAAUCUAAUGUUCAACAUUUAGUUCCAUCUGAUCAAUAUCAAAUAGAAUCAUUUGCAAAUGGUCUUAUUCAUCGAUUAACUAUUCGUAAUGUUACUUUACGUGAUGAUGGAGAAUAUACAGCAUCAACUGGAUUAAAUACAUCACAAGCUCGACUUACUGUUGAACCAUUAUUACCACUUUUCAUUGUACCAUUAAUGGAUGCACGUGCUAAUACACGUGAAACUGUCAAAUUAUCAUGUGAAACUAGUCAUUCUUGUCAAGUUGUAUGGAUGCAUCGUGGAAAGAAAAUUAUUGAAAAUAGUUACAAAUAUACAAUAGGAAACUUUAAUACUUCAACGUUACAUACUCUUGAUAUUGAUAAUUUGGACUUGCGCGAUCAAGGUGAAGUUUUAUGUUCGAUAGCGCAACAUCCAUCUGUCUCAACAACUUGUCAAUUACUUGUUGAAGAUGCACAACAACAAUCGGCAUUUUUUACACCAUUAAAACCAUUUAUGGAAUUUACUCGUGGUCAAGAUGCAAAAAUUGAUUGUGAAACAUAUGAAUCAACAUAUUUUCAAUGGUUUAAAGAUGGUACAACAUUAAUGACAACAAGCAAUAAAUAUCGAACAGUUAGUGAUGAUAAACAUUCAACAUUAAUUAUCAAACAAUUCAGUGAAUAUGAUGAAGGUGUUUAUACAUGUGUAACACGAGAAGGUCAAUCAACAUCAACAACAAUUCGAACAGUCAUUCAACGUGAACGAACACCACGUAGUGAAGAACGUUUUGGUUCAUAUAUUAAAAUUGAUUCACCACGUGCAAGUCGAACACCUGAAUUAGGUGGUUAUCGUUCAAGUUUGAGUCCAACAGCUCCUCGUUAUAUUCCAUCAUUAGGUGGUGAGGAUGAACGCCGUAGAUCACCACGCUUUGAAGAAACACGACGAACAAAAAAGAUUACAAUACAAGAAACAAGUGAACAACGUUUACCUCCAACAACUAAAACAAGCACAACAACAUUUCGUCCAAGUGCAAGUCCAAGUCCACAACGUGAAUAUAUUCGUAGUGGUUAUUCAUCAGGAACAAGUCCUGAAAGAGAACGUCUAUCAAUGCCACGUCAUUUUUCUCCAUCAACAACAACAUAUAAGUCAUCAAAUCAAUUACAAGAUUUUGGUCAUUAUAUUGAUCGUAGUUCACAAUCUCCAUCACCGUCACCAACACGUAAAACAAGUAUUACAUUUACAAAUGUUAAUCCAUCAGCAAAAAUGCCACCUGUCUAUGAAGAACAAGAUGAACAUCAACGACAUCGUACAUCUGUUACGUUUUCACCAAGUCGAUCACCAGCUCGACAACCUCCAUCACGUUCAUCAACAUCAGCUGAACGAAGAGUUGUUGAAAUGCAAAUACCAAUAAGUCCAACUAUAUCACGUCAUGAAUUGAAACAUGCACCAUUUCGUGAAGAAUCUAUACCGGAAGAACGUAUACAAUUUCUUGAUAGUGAAACAUAUGAUAAACGGACGCCAAUAUUUCAUCGUGAAGAACCAUAUGGUUUAAAUACGUCACGUGUACUAAUAACUGAAACAUUACCAAUGGUACAAAUAACUCAACCAUUAGUUGAUACACGUGUUGAACAAGGUAAACCCUUACGGCUUGUUGUUGAAACAUCUCAACCAUCAAGUGAAGCUGUUUGGUUUAAAACUGAUGCUUAUUCAACAGCACCUAAUCAAGCUAAAAAAAUUGAUGAAAAUGGAAAAUAUCAUAUGAUAACACAAGGUACAAGACAUAUUCUUAUUGUUCCAAAUGCAACAGCUGAUGACAAUGGUGAAUAUAUAUGUCGAAUACAAAAUGCUAUGACACGUGCACAAGUUCAAGUAACUAAUGAAGAUUUACAAUUUAUUCGACGUUUACCACAAUCAAUUGAUGUUAUUGGUGGACGUGAUAUUAUUAUUGAAUGUGAAAUGAAUAAAAUGGAUACACAAGCUAUAUGGAAAAAAGAUAAUGAAUUUAUUCGAACUCCUCAAAAAUUGAUUCCAGUAUCAGAAAAUAAAAAACAUAAAUUAAUUAUUAAAGAUGCAAGUGGUGAAGAUUCAGGUCUUUAUACAGUUAUUGUUAAUGAUCUUGAAUCAACAACAUAUGUUAAUGUAACACCUGAACCAUUACUUAUAUUAAAACCACUUCAAGAUCAACGUGUACAUUCAGGUGAUACAGUUACAUUUAUAUGUGUUUGUUCAAAAGCUCCUAAAACUGUUCAAUGGUAUUUAAAUGGUUAUCCAUUACCUAUAAAUGAACGUUAUCAAACAAAAUUAAUUGAUCGUGAAAUACAAUUAACAAUAAAUAAUGUACAAGAAUCUGAUAUUGGAACAAUAACAUGUUGUUUAAAUAAUACAAUAACAACAGCUAAUUUAACAUUAGAUGAUAAAGAUAAAACAUUGAAAUUUAUUAAAUUAUUAGAAGAUGAUGAUACUGGAAAUAUUCAAGUUGAUUCACCAUUUAUGCUUGAAUGUCGAACAAAUCGACCAACAUAUCAAAUUCGAUGGUUUAAAGAUAAUAGAGAAAUAAGUCAAUAUGAUCAAAUUAUGAAAACAAUUUCCGAUGGAUGUACACAUGUACUUCAAAUUUCUCGUGCUCAACCUGAACACACCGGUCGAUAUCGAUGUGUUGUUGCUGAUUCUCUUGAAACUACUUGUCAUAUAACAGUUCGUGAACCUGAUUUUCGUUUUAUUCAAUCAUUACCUUCAAAUAUUCAAUUUUCACCUCAAACUGAUCGAUCCUUGACAAUUGAUGGUACACUUAAUAGAAAACCAACACAAAUGCAAUGGUUUAAAAAUACUAUUGAAAUAUUUCCAUCACAAAAAUAUGAAUUAGUCAAUGAACAUCAUGUUAUUGCAUUAAUUAUUCAUGAUUUAUCAUCAGAUGAUCAAGGUUUAUAUCGUUGUGUUAUUGCUAAUGGACAAGCAGUAAGUGAAUGUCAAGUAUCAAUGAAUUUAAUGGCAGAAAAUGAUCGUCGUAUUAUAAAACCAUUACAAGAUCAAAAUAUAUAUGUACAUGAUACAUGUACAUUAAAUGUUCAAUUUCAAGGUGAUGCACCUGAUGUUAAAUGGUAUAAAAAUGGUCAAGAAAUUUAUCCAAAUAAAAAAUAUCGUUUAGUACAACAUGGAAAUGAACAAACAUUAAUUAUAGACGAUUGUCAAUUAAUACAGGAUCAAGCUUAUUAUAGUUUGCGUUUAAUUUCAAAUCUAAAACUUGAUUUAACAUCAUGUUAUGUUCAAGUUAAAGAUAAACAUGUUAAUAUAACAAAACAUCUUGAACCACAAAGAUGCAUUUUAGGACAAGAACAACAGGUUCAAUUUGAUUGUGAAACAACGCCAACAGAUAAAAAACCUGUUUGGUUUUUUAAUAAUCGACAAAUUGAUAAUACAUCAAAAUAUGAAUUAGUAUCAACAGAUAAUACACAUCAUUUAUUAUUUAUUAAUCAACCUGAAUUAUCUGAUCAAGGACAAUAUACAAUAUCAUUUCCUGAAAGUGAUCAAUCAUCAACAGCUAAUUUACAAGUUUUACAAACACCAUCAACAUUAGAAUUUAUUCAACCACUUGAUGAAGUAUUUUUAUGUGAAGAAGGUGAUAAUUUUGUACUUGUUACACGUACAAAUAAACCAACACAUGUUAGUUGGAUGAAAAAUGGUUAUAAAUUAUCAAUUAAAUCAAAAUUAGAUGCAUUACCAACAAAUGAACAUCGUUUAACAAUUGAAAAAGCACAAAAAAUUGAUCAUGAAGGUAUUUAUACAUGUAUUAUUGAUGCAAAUAAUGUUGCAACACAAUGUCAUGUUAAAAUUCUUGAACGUGAAUUACAAUUAAUUCAACCAUUACCUAAACAAAUACGUUUAAAUGAACAUGAUACAUUAACAUUAAUAUGUGAAACAAAUCGUAAACCGAAAAAAAUUCAAUGGUUUAAAGAUCAAUCAAAUAUACCAUUAGAAACAAAUAAUUCAUUAAUGAUUAUUAAUGCUGAUGAAACAUGUACAUUAAUUAUAAAUAAUGCUAAUAAAUUUGAUUCAGGUAUAUAUACAUGUCGUCUUGAAGAUAGUUUAAUAACUGUUUCGGAUGUUAAAAUACAUGAAUCUGCUGCACAAUUUGUUGAUGGACCACAAUCAUAUCUUAUUUGGAGACAACGAGAAGAUGGACCUGUUGUUAAUAUUAGUUGUACAUUAAAUAAACCAAAUGUACCAGUUAGAUGGUUUCGUGAAAAUCAAGAAAUUCAACCAGAAUUUAAUAAUAAAUAUGAAAUUAUUUCUGAAGGUACUAUACAAUGUUUAUUGAUACAUGAUGUACAAAAAGAAGAUUCAGGUAAAUAUGUUAUUUCAUUGGGAUCUACUUAUCGUGCAUGUCAUCUUGAUGUUAUUGAUGAUACUGGAUUAUCAACUGAUGAUGAAAGUUUUGAUCGAGUUGUACAACCUUUAACUACUCUUCAACGACAAGAAGUUAUGGAAGGUGAUUCUCUAACAAUUGAAGUUUCACCUGAUAGUGAUUUUCAACUAAUAUCACCAAAUCAAUUUCGUUUAUUAAAAAAUAAUCGUCCUAUAAUUGGCGAUUCUCAUAUACAACUAGAACGUGAUAAUUCAUCUGUUGAUUCAAAUCAAUGGUUAAUUCGUUUAGUUGAUGUUGAUUUAAAUGAUGCAGGUGUUUAUUCAAUUGAAAUAAAUAAUCAAAUUCGACAAGAUCUACUUGAUUUAUUUGUUAAAAAACGUCCAAUGCAACGACAAUUUAUAACAUUACCAAAAGAUGAAUUUUAUUUACAUGAAACAAUAACACUUGAAUGUAAAUUUGAACGACCCAUAAAAACAAAAAAUCUUCAACCAACAUGGUUUAAAAAUGGUCGUCCAAUCCAACCAUCUAAUCAUUAUCUAAUUAAUGUUGAAAGUUCAACAAAAGAUGGUCCAACAAAAUAUUCAUUAACACUUAAAAAUGUUGAUUUUACUGAUGAAGGCGUCUAUGAAUUACGUAGUGAUUAUCUCAUUGUUGAAACUCCAUUUAUUCGUAUUGUUGAAAAACCUAUUCAACCUGCACCUUUACGUACAGUAAUUGAAGGUGAUAGUCUUCAAAUAGAUGUUAAUAUUGAUCAAAAUGAAUAUCAACAAAUCUCACCAAAUGAUUUACUUAAUCAAAUAACAAUAUUAAAAGAUAAUCGUGCAAUAAUAAAUAAACCUGAAAUAAAUAAAUGGUUUGAUGGUCAACAAUUUAAAGUAGAAUUAAAAAAUUUAUUAUUAAAUGAUCGUGGUUUAUAUGAAAUUGAUAUUCAAGGACAACGUACACCUAUAUGUUUACUUGAUGUUAAAGAACGACAACCAGAAGUAUUUUUACUUGAUUUAGAUCGAAAUACAUUUGAAGAAGGUGAAACAAUACGUUUAGCAUGUACAUUUCCACAACGACCAGGUCCAAUAUCAAAUUGGUUUAAAGAUGGACAAUUAAUUCGUCCAAAUGAUAAUAUACAAUUAAUUGAUGAAGAUAAUACAUUAACUAUUAUUAUACGUAAUACCAAACGUACUGAUUCAGGUGUUUAUGAAGUUCGUAUUGGUUCAGUUAUUGCUCGAGCACCUAUGAUUCAUGUUAUACCUAAACAACAACUACAACAACAACAACCAUCGGAUAUACCAGUACAAAAUGUUCGAGAAGGUGAUACAGUUACAUUAUCAGUUGAAGGUUUACAAACAAAUGUUAGACCACAAGAUAUUCAAUUAUUAAAAAAUGGAAAACCAAUUAUGUUUUCACAAAAACCAAAGACAUCAAUAAAACAAGAAGAUGAUAAACUUCGUAUUAUAUUACAAACAUUAGCACUUGAUGAUUCAGCUAUAUAUAGUGUACAAAUUCAAAAUGAUAUUCAUCCAUUAGCACAAAUUGUUGUUGAACCACGUCAACCUGAAAUUCAAGAAAUGCAACUUGAACAAGAUACAUUUUUUGUUGGAGAUACAGUUACACUUGAUUUAGAAUUUACAAAUGAACCAACAGAACAACCACGUUGGACAAAGGAUCAUAUUCCACUUCGAAAUAAUGAUCGAGUAUCAAUCGAAAAUAUUGGAAAUAGAGUUACUUUAAUCGUACGAGACUUACGAUUAGAUGAUGCUGGUGUUUACGAAGUUCAAAGUGGUCCAUUAAUUGUUCGUACACCAUUUAUAAACGUAACCGAACGUCCACGUGAUAUAACUGAAGUUGUUGAUGAAACUAUAACAUAUACAAUAACACCAAAUCGUCCAUUACCACCUGUUGAAACACAAUCUUGUAUAAUAAAAGAAGGUGAUGAUGUUACACUUAAAAUAAGUUCUCCAACACCAAUAACAAUAAAUGAUGUUAAAUUAUAUAAAAAUGGUCAACCAAUUCCAAGUGAUAAUGAAACUCGAAAACAUCUUCGUCUUGAACAAUUUGGCAAUAAAGAUGUUCGUUUAACAAUAACAGAUGCACGUUUAAUUGAUACCGGAGAAUAUAGUGCAUUAAUAAAUGAUAAUAUUCAACCAAUAAUAAAACUUGAUGUUCAACCACGUGAAAUGCAAAUACAAAUGAUUAAUUUACCACAAGAUACAUUUAAUGAAGGUGAAACAUUAAAAAUUGAUUGUCGAUUUCCACAAUCAAAUAUAAAUAGAGAUUAUCAUUGGUAUAAAGAUAAUCAACCAUUAAUACCAAAUGAUCGUAUUGUAAUGAACAAAGAUUCAUUUAAUGAUUCAUUAAUUAUUCUUAAUUUACAACCAACUGAUGCUGGUGUUUAUGAACUUCGAAAUCGUAAUAAUAUUUUACGUACACCUUUAAUUAAAAUAAUUCCACUAGAGAAAAUAAUCAAUAUCGAAGAAUUACGACCACAAGUUAGUUCAAAACUUGUUCAUGAAGGUGAUACUGUAACUUUUGAAUUAACACCAAAUUUUGAUGUACCAUUAAAUAAAAUUGAAUUAUUUCAUGAAGAAAAUCCAAUAACACAUGAACCAUAUGUUCAUAUGAAAAAAGAUUAUAAAACAAAUUCAAUAACUGUACAAAUUGAAGAUAUUAAAAUACCUGAUCAAGGUUUAUAUACAGCUAUUGUACAAGGUCAAUCAGUACCAUUAGCUGAAUUAAUUGUUGAACCACGACCAAUAGUAAUACAAAAUAUGGAUUUACCAAAAGAUGUUUUUUAUACAGAUGAACGUCUUGAACUUGAAUGUGAAUUUCCACAAGUACCUAAAGGUGAUCAACCAAAAUGGUUUAAAAAUAAUCAACCAUUGCAAUCAACACCAAAUAUACAUUUAGUAACGGAAAAUAAUGGACGAAAACAUUCAUUAAUUAUUGAUCAUUUAAAACCAGAAGAUACAGGACAAUAUGAAUUAAGAGUUAAAGGUUUAAUUGUUCGUACACCAUUAAUACGUGUUUUACAACGAGAACAACCACAAAUUGAUCAACAACCAAGUCCAUAUUUUGUUACUGAAGUUGAAGAUGAACAAGACAAAAAUAAACUUAAACCUGAAGCACCACAAAGACGAUUAAGUAAUGUUAUUAUUGAAGAUAUCACUAAUCAACAAAAUAUUCCAUCUAAACCAACAUCUCGUGAAAAUACACAACGAGUUCAAGAAGGUGAUUCAAUACAAUUAAAAGUUGUUAGUACACUCGAUGUCAAACCAAAUCAAAUUCGUUUAAUACAUGAUGGUGCACCAAUUGAUUUGAAAAAACGUUCAUCAAUUGUUGUUGAUCGUGUAUCACCUGGCACAUAUGCUGUAUCAUUACUUAAUCUUCGUGUAUCAGAUUCUGGUCAAUAUGAAUAUGAAAUUGAAGGUGCUCCAACACCUAAACAUUUAGUUACACUUUAUGUGGAACCACGACUAGUAAAAGAAAAAACUCUUGAUAUACCACAAACAAUAUUUAAUGUUGGUGAAUCAAUUUUAUUUAAAAUUGAUUUUGAUGAAAAAGAUCAAAUUACGGAAAUACCUAAAUGGUAUAAAAAUGAAAUGAUUAUACCAAUUGAUACAAGUUCAAGACAUAAACAAACUAUUGAUCGUAUUAAUCGUACACAUACAUUUGAAAUUUAUAAUUUACAAUUAGAAGAUAGUGGAGUUUAUGAAAUGCGUACACCAAACUUAACAGUUAAAACGCCUGAAAUUAAAAUAAUGCCUAAACCAGGACCACAACCAACCGAAGAAGAAAUUCGUCCAUCACAAGAAACUGUUCGACAAUCAUCUCUUACAAUUGAUAUGAAAAAACCUAAAGAACAAUUAGUUGAAUCAAAACCAGUCGAAGAAUUUCAACCCGUUGAUGAAAAUGUACCAAUUCAUGAAGUAACUGAAGGUGAUAUGAUGCAUUUAACUGUUGAAAAACCUUCAAUUGUUCAUUUAUCUGAUAUAAAAUUAUUUAAAAAUAAUCAACCAUUAUUAUCAUCAAAAAAUAUUCGUAUUGAAUCAACAUCAUCAACAACAAUUGAUAUUAAAUUUUCACCUGUUGAAUUAAUUGAUACUGGUUUUUAUUCAAUUAAAAUACGUGAUCAAAUUCAACCAAUAAUGCAAUUAAAUGUACGUGAAAAACCUAUUCAAAGACAAAUUAUGAAUUUACCACAAGAUACAUUUAUUGAAAAUGAAACAUUAACUAUUGAAUGUAAAUUUGAUUCGAAACCAGAUGCACAAUUUGUUUGGACUAAAGAUGGUUCUAUUUUAUAUAACGAUUCAAGAAUUAUUAUUAAACAAAAAAAUGAAACAUUUACAUUAAUUAUUAAAGAUUUAAAAUUAUCUGAUCAAGGUGUUUAUUCACUUGAAAGUAAAUAUUUAAUAUUAGAUACACCAUUUAUUCAUAUUUUACCUAAACAACAACAACAACCACAACCAACUGUUCAAAUUCAACAUGAGGAAACGAUAAUAAAUAUGCAGCCAAGUGUAACAGUUGCUGAUACAGAAGAUAAAAUUGAAGAAAUAAAAAUAAAAGAACAACCAUUAGAACAAACUCCGGCACCUACAGCUCAAAUUGAAGCUCAAAAGAAGAAACCAGAUGAAACAAUAACGACAACAACAACAGUUGAACAACAACAAGAAUCAUCAGUGCAAGUUAGUUCAUCUGUUGUUCAACCUGAACAAACAAAAGAAGAUAUUAGUGUUCAAACUCAACAAUCGGUUCCAGUUGAACAAGUUGUUGAAGUUAAAACAACAACUGUUGAGGAAACUCAACCACAACCAACAGUAACUGUAACCGAACAACAAGAACAAAUCAUUGAACAACCAAUUAUUACUCCUGUCGAACAACCAAAACCUUCUGUUGAAACUCAACAAGAAAAACAAAAAGAACAACCUGUGACAACAACGACUCAAGUUGAAGAACAACCUUUACUACAAGUUACAAGCGAUGCAUCAUCAACUCAACCAAAAACAGAGGAACAACCAUCCGUUACUCCUGUAAUCGAAAUUGUUGAACAAAAAAAAUCGAUUGAAAAACCACAGACUACUACAGAGAUCAUAACGGAAGAAAAAACUACUAUCGAGGAUCAACAAGUAUACGAAACCAAACCUCAAAUACCUGAAACGACAAAACAUACCGACAAACCAGAUGAAAAGGUAAAAUUUCAGACAAUGAAAACGAUACAAUCUUUCAGUUCACAAAACUAUUUACAGACAAUACUUACUACUGAUAUCACGACUUCACAGGAACAAAUAAGUCCUGCCGCGACUACCGAACAAGAAACCAUACAAACUGAAAAACAUCCAUCUACAGUUACAACAGAAAAACAGAUUGAAACUAUUGUCUCCGUUGAUCAAAAACAACCAGAAGUACCUAUUGACACUGUGAGCAGAUCGGAAGAACAACAAGAAACAAUUACCGCUACCGAACAGAUUGUCGAGCCACAAUUCGAAAAGAAGCCUGAAAUUGGAAAGUCAACAGUUGAACAAACAAUAAUCAAAGAAGAAGAAACAAAAAUAACAGCAGAUACUACUCCGUCAAUAGAAGAACGUAAACCUAUCGAAGAACAACCAAAACAAGAAGCCCCAAAACUACCAGAGACAGUGGUCGAAGAAACCACUACUACAGUCCAAAAAGAUAUUAUUGUUGAAGAAGAUAAACCAACGAAAAUUGAAUCAACUAAAGAAGUUACUGAAGUCGGAGAGACACUUCCUGAAGUGUCAAUUACAACAGUUCAAAAAGAAAUAGAAACUACAGAACAGCAGUUAACUUCAAUUGAAAAACCAACAGUUGAACAAACUAUCACAACAGAAGAAGUAACCACAAUUGAAACUAUUCCAACAGUUCACGAAACUGUUACUACUACAGAAGAAAUCGCUGAACAAGAUGUUUCUCCUGUAAUAGAGGAGACACAAAAGCCUACCGAAAAAACACCAACCGCUGAAGAAAUUAGCACUACUGAAAAUGCCAUUGAAGAAAAACCGAAGCCAACAACUACAACGAUCGAAGAAGUGACUACCACUGAAGAGAUUAUUCAAGAAACAAAAGCACCAGUCGAUGAACAACCGAAACAUCCUAUUGAGACUACUGUCAUUGCAGAGAAAGUUAUUGAAGAAGCACCAAAAGUACCUACUGAAAUUAUCGAAGAGAAAUCAAAAACAAAACCCACUGAACAGAUAACAACAGUCACUGAAGAAGAAACUAUAAAAGACGAAGAAAAACCAUUAGCUGAGCAACCUACUGAAGAAAAGCCUACACUUGAACAAAUUGUCGCUGACGUACCAACUACUACUAUUGAAGAAGAAUUAACUUCACCCGAAAAACCAACUGUUGAACAAACUAUCACAACAGAAGAAGUAACCACAAUUGAAACUAUUCCAACAGUUCACGAAACUGCUACUACUACAGAACAAAUCACUGAACAAGAUGUUUCUCCUGUAACAGAGGAGACACAAAAGCCUACCGAAAAAACACGAACCGCUGAAGAAGUUAGCACUACUGAAAAUGCCAUUGAAGAAAAACCGAAGCCAACAACUACAGUAAUCGAAGAAGUAACUACCACUGAAGAGAUUAUUCAAGAAACAAAAGCACCAGUCGAUGAACAACCGAAGCAUCCUAUUGAGACUACUGUCAUUACAGAGGAAGUUAUUGAAGAAGCACCAAAAGUACCUACUGAAAUUAUCGAAGAGAAAUCAGAAACAAAACCCACUGAACAGAUAACAACAGUUGCUGAAGAAGAAACUAUAAAAGAAGAAGAAAAAUCAUUAGCAGAUCAACUCACUGAAGAAAAGCCUACAGUUGAACAAAUUGUCUCUGACGUACCAACUUCAACAGUUGAAGAAACGAUCACAACAGAAGAAGUAACUACAACUGAAACUACUCCAACAUUUCAGAAAACUGUUGCUACUGCAGAACAAAUCAUUGAGCAAGAUGUUUCUCCUGCUAUAGAGGAGAAAGAAAAACCUACUGAAGAAGUUAUUCAAGAAGAGAAAGGGCCAAUCGAAGAACAACCAAAGCAGCCCAUGGGAACUACUUCCACUAUAGAGGAAGUGAUCGAAGAAGCUCCAAAAGUACCCACUUCAGUCGUCGAAGAGCAACCAGCUCAAACACAGUUAAUUGAAGAAGUGACUAAAACGAAAGAAACAAUCCCUGAAACACAGACGGUGACUGUUGCAAAAGAGAUCGAAACUGUUGAAGAACAGCCAUCUUCCAUUGAGAAAACAACUGGUGAACAACCUGUUACAAAAGAAGAAGAAAGGACAAUGAUAGAAACUACUCCAACAGUCACGGAGACUGUUAUUACUACAGACACGCCAUCAGAGGAAAUCGUACCUGAUCAAGAGCAAUCAAAACCAACUACUGAAGUCACAGAAGAAUAUAAAACUCAUAUUACUGAACAAGUAAUACCCGAAAGUACAGUUUCAUCUGUAGACCAAACAACGAAAACUAUUGAAAUAAUUCCAACUGUGGAAGACAAACCAAAAGUACUAACUUCUACCGUCGAAGAAGUUACACAAGAACAGCCAACCGUGGAUGAGCAAGUAACACCCGCAAUUGAAACAGUUUCAACUAUUGAAGACAUAACUACAAUAGAAAAGGUUGAAGAGCAAUCGGUGGUAAUCGAAGAAACUCCGAUAGCACCUCCCACAGUUACUGAAGAAGUUGUUGAAAAGAAAACUGAAAUAAAGCCUGUUGAGCAAAUAAUUACUGUCACUGAAGAACUGUCAACAACUGAACAAGAUAAACCAACAAUAUCUCAAGAAGUAGGAAAAACGACCGAAGUUGAAGUUUCGACUACGACUUUACCAGAACAAAUCACAACGACUCAAGAAGAAUUGACUAGUCUCGAAAAACCUACUGUAGAACAAAUAAACGAGGAAAAACCGAUUACAAGUACUGAAGAAACUUUCACUAUUGUUGAAGAUGUUCUUCAGAAAGACAUAGUACCGUCAGCAGAAGAAACUGUUGAAACUGCCAAAAUAACUCCACUGACCGAAGAAGUUGCUCGAGUUGAACAGGUUCAAGAACAACCUAUACCAGAAGAUCAGACUCCUGAAGUAUCAACUACAGUUGCCCAAGAUGUAGUUGCAGAGAAGCCUGCAACGAAACCUACGGAACAGAUGACAACUACCACCCAAGAAGAUGUCGCUAUUGAAGAAAUGAAACCAGAUAUGAUUCAACCAGUAGAAGAAUCCACAACAGAAGAAAUCCUUUCUGAAACACCGAUAAAACCAUAUGAAGUUCGUCAUGAUACUAAAGAGGUUAUAACUACUACAGAGCAAGUACCAGAACAAAAUGAAGCACCUAUUCAGGAACAAUCAAAAGAGACUGUCGAAACAGUAGAAGACAAGACUACUACAAGUAUUGAACAGCCAAAAUUACCAACGCCCAUUAUUGAGGAUAGAACUACUACUGAAAUCGCUGUACCGGAAGAUACAGCAUCGGAACAAGAGCAAAUAAUAACUCCGAUAAUUCAACAGAUGGAUGUCGAACACCAACCGGUAGUGACAGAACCAGUUAUACAAGAAAAACCGGUCACACCCACUACAACUACCGAAGAAGUGAUCGCCACUGAAGAGAUUAUUCAAGACACGAACGUACCAGUCGAUGAGCAACCAAAAUAUCCCAUUGAAACUGCUUCCACUACAGAGGAAGUUAUUGAAGAAGCUCCAAAAGUACCAACUGAAAUUGUCGAAGAGAAAUUAGAAACAAAACCCACUGAACAGAUAACAACAGUCACUGAAGAAGAAACUAUAAAAGAAGAAGAAAAACCAUUAGCAGAUCAACUUACUGAAGAAAAGCCUACAGUUGAACAAAUUAUCUCUGACGUACCCACUACAAUAGUUGAAGAAAAAACUACAACUGUUGAAAAAACUGAAACUAUCACAACGAAAGAAGAAACUAUUACUAAAACUAUUCCAACAGUUCAAGAAACUGUUACUACUACAGAACCAAUCACUCAGCAAGAUGUUUCUCCUAUCGUAGAGGAGACACAAAAACCAACUGAAGAAAGACCAACCGUUGAAGAGGUCCCGACUACUGAAGAAGUUAUAAAAGAAAAACCAAAAACUUCUACAGCACCUAUCGAAGAAACAAUCAUCACUGAAGCAGUUAUUCAAGAAGAGAAGGAACCAGUGGAAGAAAGCGUUCAAAAGAAGUCGGAAACAAAGCCUCUUGAAGAGCUAACUACAACUGUUCAGGAUGAGAGCAUCCUCGAAGAACAAAAACCAACGAUAACCAAACCAACUGAAGAGACAUAUGUGACCAUUUCAGAAGUGUUCGCUACAGCGCCUGAAGAAAAAGUAGAAACUGUUGAAGAAGAAUUACCUUCAAUUGAAAAACCAACUGUUCAAGAAACUAUCACAACACAAGAAAACAUUGAACAAGAUAUUACUCCGGCAAUAGAUGAGACACAAAAGCCUACUGAAGAAAUACCAAUUGUUGGAGAUGUGUCUAAUGUAGUGGAAAUAAUCGAAGAACAGCUAACACAAACCAUGGUUAUGGAAGAAGUGCCUGAAAAAAAACCUGAUACAAAACCUACCGAAGACGCAACAAUAACACUUCAACAAGAAAUUACAAGCGAAGAAGCGAAACCAACGACAUAUGAUACAACUGAAAAGAACAUCACUGAAACACCUACAGUAACUACCGAAGAGAAAACUGUCACCGUUGAAGAAAAAUUAUUUUCCGAUGAAAAGCCUAAUCUUGAACAAAUACUAACCGAAGAAGACCAACCCAUUGCCAUUACCGAAGUAGAUACGCUUGAUCAAGAGAAAUCAUCGCGACCUGUCGAACUACCAGUACAACGAGUGCAAGAAAAUACGAACCUAAUACUAACUGUUGAAACACCUAUCGGUACAAAGCUUGUGAUUUUGAGAGAUGGUGUCCCGUUGCCUGUAUCUGAACAUGUAAUACAGACACCCAUUUCACCCACAACAACCAUAAUAGAAAUUAUCAAAGCCACGCCCGAAGAUGAAGGCGAAUAUACAAUAAUUGUCGAUGAAAAAGAACAACCACUGAUGAAACUAGAAGUCACACCACAACCAGUCGUUCGACAAGAGAUGCAGUUGCCAAAAACACAAUUCAAUGAGAAAGAGACUCUCACUAUUGUUUGUCAAUUUGAUGCUACACCUAAAGAACCAUUCACCUUUCUACACAAUGAACAACCAAUUGUACCAGAUUCUCGUGUCACUACCACCAUAGAAGAUAAUAAAUAUACAAUUGUAGUAAAAAAUCUUCGUCCAGAAGAAGAUGAAGGUGUUUAUUCAUUUAAAUCAGAUCAUUUGAUUCUCGAUACACCGUCAAUUACUGUUGUUCCUAAAGAAAAGAAACCUAAAACAGAAACAACUACUGCCGAAGAAGAAACACUUGCACUUGUACCACAAGAGCAAAAGCCUGAGACAGUCGUCGAAGAAGUAAAAGAACUCGUACCCAGACCAGAAGAGCAAAAGCCUGAAGAAGAAAUUGAAGUUCCAACUCAAGAAGUUCAAGAAGGUACUACUGUUACUCUGACAGUACAAAUACCUGAAGGUACAACUCAUAGAAUAAUAAUACUACUGAAAAACAAGCAACCAGUAAAACCUUCAGAACGUAUCACAAUCACCGAAACAUCACCAACAACUAUCGAAAUUCAAAUAAUUAAAGCUAAACCUCAAGAUGAAGGCAAAUAUAGCGUUCUCAUUGAUAAAAAAGAACAACCAAUAAUAAAACUAAAAGUUAUUCCUAAACCAGUUGUUCAUCAAAAAAUGGAUAUACCUCAAACAACGUUUAAGGAAGGAGAAACAUUGACUAUCAUAUGUGAAUUUGAUUCUACACCUGAAGAACCACUCAUCUUAAUACACAAUCAAGAACGGNUUAAUAAUCCUAAACAAAUAACUGAUUGGUAUUUAGAUGAUGAUCUUAUUGAAGAUAAUACUCCUCGUUUUGAAAUUAUUAACAAUGGUCCAAUAAGACAAUUAAAAGUUCAUAAAGCAGAAUUAAAUGAUACUGGAAAAUAUACAUGUAAAGAUCGUCAAAGUGGUGUAACAACAGAUAGUGAUGUUAAUGUUGCUAAAGCUCCUAUUCGUAUUAUAAAAGGUUUACCAGAAACAUUAACUGUACCUCAAGGUAAAAUUUCUAAAUAG
Messenger RNA from Rotaria sp. Silwood2, 15897 nucleotides. The record is from the annotation of a GenBank genome assembly. Lineage: Eukaryota; Metazoa; Rotifera; Eurotatoria; Philodinida; Philodinidae.